Messenger RNA from Zonotrichia leucophrys gambelii, 4925 nucleotides. Its product is annotated as activated RNA polymerase II transcriptional coactivator p15. The record is from RefSeq and is a predicted model, not a curated record. Gene Ontology annotation, molecular function: transcription coactivator activity; DNA binding. Gene Ontology annotation, cellular component: transcription regulator complex; nucleus. Bases 589 to 969 code for a protein of 126 amino acids. Gene Ontology annotation, biological process: positive regulation of transcription initiation by RNA polymerase II. The transcript has 7 exons. NCBI's taxonomy places the organism in Eukaryota, Metazoa, Chordata, Aves, Passeriformes, Passerellidae.
CUUCGUUGGUGUGUGCCCCAAUAGAGUCUCUCCCUUUACUCUGGCAUUUGUGGAUUUUCCUGGCAGCAAGAUGCACUUCAGACGUGAACUUGACUCAAGGUGACUGCCAAGCUAGGAGCCAUAAGGCUCACCCAUUCCUCAAACGAAAAGCCCGUCAGCAAGAAAAAACGCAAGUCACGAUGACAGAAAGGGGAACCGGCACUUUUCUCAACAGCGCCUCGACGUGCUGCGGUUUCAGUAUGCAAAGUCGACGUAGCUACACCAUUUCUGAGCGUUUCCUCUCCUUCCCUCGGGCAUGGCUUCAGGCAGGGAGGUUCUAAAUGAGAUCGAGGAACCGCUGCUGCGUGCAAAAUAAAAGAACUAGUUACAGAUUUAUUUUUAAGGGUUCCUUUUAGAUAUUAAGGGCCCUCCUCUCGGUCCCCUCUCACAGCCCCCAGGUGGAGUGCAGGCCUUCCCUCUGCGAGUCUGCAGUCCCGAUGGGGUCGGGCUCCAGAGCUGUUGCCGUGUUCUCUUUCCUCCACCCCCAACUGUUGGGCGCUCGGCAUCUCCUAGCCUGGUGUGGGAGAAGUACGCUGGGUAAUCGUAUGAAUGCCGAAGUCAAAGGAACUUGUGUCUUCAAGCUCAUCUGCCAGUGAUUCAGAUAGUGAAGUUGACAAAAAGGCAAAGCGGAAAAAGCAAGUAGCUCCAGAAAAGCCUGUUAAGAAACAAAAGAGUGGUGAAAGUUCAAAAGGUGCAGCUUCUUCUAAGCAAAGCAGUAACAGAGAUGAGAAUAUGUUUCAGAUUGGCAAAAUGAGGUACGUCAGUGUUCGUGACUUUAAAGGAAAAGUCUUAAUUGAUAUUAGGGAAUAUUGGAUGGAUCAAGAAGGUGAAAUGAAGCCUGGCAGAAAAGGUAUUUCUUUAAAUCCAGAACAGUGGAACCAGCUGAAGGAACAGAUUUCUGAUAUUGAUGAUGCAGUGAAAAAACUGUAAAUACAGAGCUAUACAGAAACCUUUUAUUAUUUCAGUUGCUUUAAGUGGUCUUUUUACAUUGGCAUUUGUUUUCUAAAAUAUUGUUUUCCAAGCUAUUGUAUAUUUAUUUGGAUUACUGAAUGAUUUGUAAAAUGAAUACUUUAUGUGCAUUAAAAUUGUAUUCUGAAUGAGGCUAUUUGUGUAUACAUUACUAAAAGGAAAUGUGUUGCUUUCACCUCAUAGUAUAAAAUAAAAAAAUCAAAUAAUAUGUAAAGCAUAGAUGUUUAUGGCCUUUUGAUUCAAGAUGAUGGUAAAGUUGCCUAAUAGCUUUAAUUAUGGCUUUAGUUUAAUUGACCAUUAAUGUGAUAUUUUUUCCUGAGAUUUCCUUAAGUGUCUCCAUUUUAAUGUUUUUUUCUUUUACUUCAUACUCUUUGGUAUUGCCCUGGCAGCUUUUAGCUUUAAGACUUCAUACAAACAGUGAAUACCUGGUAAAACUCAUUUUUGUAGAUAAUUUUAAAUACUGUAUUUGCUAAUUUACUGUAUUUAUUCAAAUGUAAACAGUCCUGAGUAUAUAGACUAUUUUGCAUUACUUGCAUGAAGUGUUAUGCUAAACAAUAACAUUUGAAAACAAGCCACACACUAUUUAUUCCCAUUUUUCUAUAGCUUGAUUGACUUAGAAAAUACAGUUAGCUUUUGUUCUUAGACCCUAGAUUUUGAAUGUGAUCGUGACAGGACCUUUCAUCCCCUGACACAGCAAAAGGCUUCUCUACUUUCCCCAUGGCUAAGCUAGGCCAGAAUGGUUUGUCUUGUGAUGAAUUAUCUCAGCAGAAAACACCCUUAGUCAGCAAUAAACAUCCUUCCUUGAAUGGUGGGAAAGGAUAAGCCGCAAAUAAGUGACUGACAGACAAGCACUGUUUACAACUAUACAAGACCACUAUGAUUAUCAGGAAAUCAGAAAUCUCUUACACAUUUUCUGAGUGUGUAGAGAAUUCUCGAUGUGGAGAUGUUCACAUUGAGAUACUUCCCUGGGACUGAGAGUAAUUAGGAGAUUCUUUGCACACCACCAUGAUAUGUUGGUAAGUGACAUUGGCUCCUAAUCAAUUCUCCUAAUCUCUUCUACUAUUUCUUCACUAGCUGUAACAUAGAUUCCUUUAUUUUUCUGCACUAUAUUUUAUCUACUAGUAGUUCUUUUUGUGUUAUCCUGUGUAGUAAGUAGUCUGUUUAAAGUCUUAUGUCUGUUUUCCUUGGCCUGUUCAAUAAACAAUUCAUGUUGUAAUAGGCCUGAUUGGUCAUUAUUAAGAAUUUGCGAGCAACAGUGGGUUUUGGGAUGCUGGCCGUCUCAAUAAAGCUGCUGUCUACUGCCAGAAACCUGGAAAGGCACUUGUCUAACCUUUCCUCUCUCAUUCAUAACAGUGAUGCAUAAACUUUUACAGUAAUGGACCUAUACCUUAGAUAGUAUUUAAAAGCUGUAAAUGACAGUAUUGUAUAAACAAUGGUGUUUAAACUAGGCUAUAACACAGAUUAAACAAUCAAAGGGAGUUAAGAUUGCUUUAGCCAAGACAGCUGGCUAUCAUGUUUCUGCCCUACCCACACUGCCUGCCCAAACCAUUUAACUUGGCUUGCCUUGUGUGGCUUACAUGCGCACAACUGUUUUAUAUUUUGUACAGAAAGUACUUGGUGCUUACAAUGGAACACUGGUACACAGUGGAUCAUUACUGUAGUGAACUUGGCUUGUCUACCAGUGUACUAUUCUGGUAAGAGAGUCUUCUGCCCACUGGAAGUUCUAUUAGACUAGAUGCUGCUCCAGAUGAAGGGCUUCUUGGUAGGUGUCACAAACUAUGAAAUGAAGAAGGAAGACUAUGAUGUUCGAGUAGAACUUGGAGUGAUAAGGGGCAUUCCAGUGCAGAAGUUAAAGGUGACAGAUCAAAGUUAGCUGACAAUAAUACCUACAGUGAAGAAAUGUGUUAGCAGAAUUGGAUAAGAGUUUUUCUGACUUAAUUCAGUUAAUCAAAGGAAGAAGAUCAUAGAAUCAUACAAUAGUUUAGGUCAGAAGGUGCCUUUAAAGGUCAUCUAGUCCAGCCCCCCUGCAAUGGGCAGAGACAUCUUCAACUAGAUCUUCACAAUCCAAUCUGACCUUGAAUGUUUCCAGGGAUGGGGCGUUUACCACCUUUCUGGGCAAAACUAUUCUAGUGUCUUGCCACUCUAAUUGUAAGAAAAUUCUUCCUUAUAGCUAGUCAGAAUCUCCCCUCUUUUAAAACCAUUGCCCCAUAUCCUAUCACAACAGGCCCUACUAAAAAUCUAUCCCCAUCUUUCUAAUAGUCUCCCUUUAAGUACUGAAAAGCUGCAAUAAGGUCUCCCUGAAGUCUUCUCUUCCCCAGGCUGAACAGCCCCAACUCUCUCAGCUUUUCCUCAUAAGAGAAGUAUUCCAUCCCUAUGAUCAUCUUUGUAGCUCUCCUUUAGGCCUGUGUGUUUGGAUUUGAAACAGCUUAAUGAAAAUUGACAUUUCAGGACUAUGUAGUAAAUAUAACAAUUUCUUGGCUCAGCUGUAAUUUUCCAAUUUGAUGUUAAAUUUAUUGUAUUUUUUCAAGUGUGUGCAUAAUCAGGAUUUACUACUAGUUUAUUUUUUGAAUAUUUUAAUAUAAUUGUUUAUAUUGCAAACAUACAUGGAAGUCGUAUUCUCCUAAGUGUCAUACACAGACUCUUCCUGUACUGCAGGGUUUAUAAUUCAAUACAAAUGGAUACGGAAAGAUGAGGAAAUAUGACUAAAUCAAAUAUAUAUAAUUUAAUAAUAUAUAAUUUAAUUUUAACUGUUAUGUCAGAUGCUUCCACCCACUUUUUAACUUACCCAUUGUUGACAUAUUUAAAAUAAAGUUAAGCUAUGUUUUAGUAUGGCUCAGUAAAUUGGAGUUUUAAAAACUGCUCAAGGGUGAAUAAAAGCAUGAAGAGAUGUUUUGUGGUAGCAGCUGUAUUUUUGGGGCACAGCAUUCUUUUGGAGUGACUCUUAUUGGCAUGUCAGGGUAUUUGGAUGAAAUAGAAAAAGUAUGAAAUAUCUGCUAAAAUUUUCAGAUGAGUAUAUAAAAGAAAUUGCUUCAGAUCACUAUCAACAGAUUCUAGGUGUAGUUUUUAUUUGUGGUAUGUAUGUAUGAUUUUUAUUUUCCUUUAAGUCUGAAAUUUUGCAACCAGAUUUAACCCAUUUUUACUUCAAAAGUUUCAUAUGGCCACUCUAAACUGCAUGAUUAUCAUAAUAGAGAGAACAUUGUCCUCAACUACUGUGGUAGUAGGUCAUUGGGUGACAGUUGUGUACAAUAAAAUUGUGUUCAAGAAUGUGGAGAAUUAAAUAAAUUAAUUUUGGGGGAGUAAGUGGAAAAGUUUUCAUAAUAGUGAUUAGUUGUUUUGUAGAAACUGAUGGUAGAGAUGUUCAAAGAAAUUAGUAUUUGUUAAUCAAAAUGUCUUAAGUUGCAAAUACAAGAUGUGGCUGGGAAUGUGUAUUCUAUUGCCAUCUGUUAGAACCAGGUGGGGGCAGUUUUCUUUAUCUCUUCCACAACCAAUCCUCCUUCUGGGGAGAUAUUUUCUGUUAAUAGGCCAUUGAGUAUCACUGCAUGACUGAUAAAAUGCUAUCAUCCCAUUGGGAGAUGCUCCACCCAGGGGGAGAAGCUAAGCAUUCCUGCCUGGAUAUAAUCUGAGAUUUAAAGCACCACAGUCAGCCUUUUCCCACUGGAUUCCCAGAGGAAGACCAAGCCCAUUUACACUAUCACUGGACCUUCAGAGGAAAACUACAUCCUUUCUACAAGAUCAGUGUUUCAACAGAACUACAUCUAUCACUCCAGGAGGACUGCAGCUACCAUUUAAUUGGACUGCUACCAACACCCUGACCAACAGGGUGUCAGGUCGUAUUCUGACCCUGUCAGUGUUGUUUUGUAUUACUUCAUUUUUAUUUUUAUUUUUUCCCUAAUAAAAACCUGUUAUUCCAACUCCCA